GUCAGCGCCGGAAGUUCGGUGAGUGCCUGUUUACCGGGUGCUGAUUGAGGACUGUUUUCCGUUCCAUGGUGGUGUCGCCAGGUGGUACUGUGCCCCCGUCCCGUCACUGUAUGACCCAGCAGCCAUGAGUUAUUCAGAGAAACCGGAAGAGAUCACCAAGGAUGAAUGGAUGGAAAAGUUGAACAACCUGCACAUUCAGAGAGCGGACAUGAACCGACUGAUCAUGAACUACUUGGUGACCGAGGGGUUCAAGGAGGCAGCAGAGAAAUUUCGGAUGGAGUCUGGUAUCGAGCCCAGCGUAGACCUGGAGAGUCUGGAUGAAAGGAUUAAGAUUCGGGAGAUGAUUCUUAAAGGACAAAUCCAGGAAGCCAUCGCCUUAAUAAACUCCCUCCAUCCGGAGUUGCUGGACACUCACCGUUACCUCUAUUUCCACCUGCAGCAACAACAUCUCAUUGAGCUGAUCAGACAGAGGGAGACAGAAGCCGCCCUGGAGUUCGCCCAGACGCAGCUGGCUGAGCAGGGGGAGGAGAGCAGAGAGUGUUUGACGGAGAUGGAGCGGACACUGGCGCUGUUGGCCUUCGACAAUCCAGAAGAAUCUCCAUUUGGUGAUUUGCUGAACAUGAUGCAGCGGCAGAAGGUUUGGAGUGAAGUUAACCAGGCCGUCUUAGACUACGAGAACAGAGAGUCCACACCCAAAUUGGCAAAACUUCUUAAACUACUUCUUUGGGCUCAGAACGAGCUUGACCAGAAGAAAGUCAAAUACCCCAAGAUGGCCGACCUCAGUAAAGGCACAGUGGAGGAUCCCAAGUAACUCCCCUACCAGUGGGGAUACCUAGAACAUGUGCAACCUCCUGCAUUACCAGUCUGUGACUGCAACAUUAUUAUUAUUAUAUUUUUAUUUUAUUUUUUUGCCAUGCCAGCACUAAACCCUGACACUUCCUUUGCCGAGACAGUUUCUCUUUGGGCACUGACAUUUACAGGGGUCAAGGGUCCAACAAAACCAAGUUAACCCCUGCAAGUUUAAGAAAGAAAAAAAAUCUCUAUUCCCCCCCCCCCCCCAAGAUCACUUGGCUGUCCAGUAUUUGAUUUUAGUAAUUGUCCUAGCUAUCCAGACAGGAGAUAUAGGGAGGAGGUAAUAGUCUAUGCAUUUUUACCACAGGAGUACAGAGUAUUUAGAGUACAGUACCAGGAGCUUUUGACCUAUAUAUUUAUGAAGCCCAUUUUUACCAUAGCCUUGUACGAACUAUAUGAGAGAAUUUAAUUUAUAACCUUUAUUAGUAAUGCGGCCCCUGUGCUAUCAUUUUUUUAAUGUUGUGACAAUUAUUGUAGAAACAUUGUAUUAGAUACAUUUGCUGUGGCCUUGUUCUCCUCUAUUAUUAAGUAGAUUAUUUUUAUGUAUUAUGUGACUGUUUGAGUUGUCUCAUAUGUAUGUAUAGACUCUCCAAAGAAAGUUUAGUUUAAAGAGUAUGUCCGUAUAGAAUGAAUCUACAUAAAACGUUGAGUCACUGUGUACAUACAUUGCAUUACUUAUCUCAUACUGAUCCUGAGUUACUUUCACACUUGCGGCAGGACGUAUUCGACAGGCUGUUCACCCUGUCGGAUCCGUCCUUCCGCUAUUUUGCG
Bufo gargarizans (Asiatic toad) is the source of this 1623-nucleotide messenger RNA. RefSeq names its product GID complex subunit 8 homolog (gene GID8). The transcript is spliced from 5 exons. Gene Ontology annotation, biological process: positive regulation of canonical Wnt signaling pathway; proteasome-mediated ubiquitin-dependent protein catabolic process. Gene Ontology annotation, molecular function: protein binding. The coding region runs from base 125 to 811 and encodes 228 amino acids. Gene Ontology annotation, cellular component: nucleus; cytoplasm. NCBI's taxonomy places the organism in Eukaryota, Metazoa, Chordata, Amphibia, Anura, Bufonidae. The record is from RefSeq and is a predicted model, not a curated record.